GAGGUGGGGCCACGCGGCGGGACGUGGGCGGCGGCUCAGAGAGGGUGCCGGACGGUCCCCAGACAAGGACACCGGGGAGAGAAUCCAGGGGCCGGACGCCUGGGUCCCUAGGGGGCAGCCAUCCGGGGCCGCACGCCCAGGUCCUCGAGGAUAAUGAGGGGGACGCAUACCGGGGCCCUUUGCAGAAGGCGAGGGCUGAAGGGGACCAGGAAACCGGCGUCUGGCUUCUCGCAGGGAUGUGGGGGCCGAACGACCGGGCUCUCUGGUGCGGGCUGCGAUGCAGGGGCGGAGGCAGGAGGAGCAGGUGGCCAGCCCUGAGGGGUCGGGUAUGGGAAGGCUGGAUGCCGGGAGGGGAUCCCCGUCCCCACACUCGUGCUGAGCCCCUGGAAAGCCUCCUGUCCAGUACCCCACGGGCAGUCGGGCUGUCCCAAGGGCCAGGUGGCUCUGCUUCCAAACUUCUGCCUUAGCCCAGGUUGCUAGGAGCAACAGCUUCGUCUUGGGGGACCAGAGUGCGUGGCGACCCUCCCCACUUCUGGGCCUUACCCCUCUUCCCGGAGGUGAGGGAAGGCAGAAUCUGCCCUGGGCACGCCAUCCACUCCCCGGAUGUUUUUUGUGCAAUCGAGGCUCCUUCCUUCCACUGAUACCCCGAGUUCUCUUUUUUGGUCUCUAGAAAAAUCCACUUCCUGUUGUGGCCCAGCACCCCCAAGGGGGCAGUGGGUGAGCGCCGGAGUCCCUGGGGAGCAGGAGCAAAAGAGGAGUUUGGGGUUCUAUGCCUCUGUCCAGAAGGGAUCAGGAACAGGGCCCCAGGACAGGGCUGUCACUUGUUCUGCCAAAGAUGAUCAUAGGAGCCCCACCACUCCCAGCUAGAGUGGGAGAACCCAGGCUUCUGAGCAGCAAGUCAAGCAGUAUUAGAGGUGACCAGAGGGAGGAGUGGUGUCACGGAUUAGGGCUUAUACACUCUCCGGAGAAAGGGGAAGUCACUGACUUGAGGGAGGCCCCCAAUUUCCGUUAUGUGGUUCAGGGAGGGGGAUGGAUGGACCAGAGGGGGGACUGUUAACUCAGCACAGUUCCCGCCGCCCCCGUCCAAUUCUGGGCCACAGGAAACUGAGACAGCACCCGCGUCUGUUGGCCCGCUCCGGUCACCCCGGCGCUCUGCCUCCUGGGCCAGCCGCGGUGUUCGCGUGCUGCCCCUCCCUGGCCUGGGCUCCAGAGAGCAGGUGCCCUGCAGCCGCUCCAGGGCCGUUACCUCAAAACCACAGCCCCGUGGCUUUCCUCCUAGCAGGAAGAAACAGGGGGACAAAGAGGAAAACUGGAGGGUCUUCAAGAAGUCGAGCCCUAACUGCAAGCUCACCGUGUACUUGGGCAAGCGCGACUUCGUAGACCACCUGGACAAAGUGGACCCUGUUGAUGGCGUGGUGCUCGUGGACCCUGACUACUUGAAGGACCGCAAAGUGUUCGUGACCCUCACCUGCGCCUUCCGCUAUGGCCGCGAGGACCUGGACGUGCUGGGCCUGUCCUUCCGCAAAGACCUGUUCAUCGCCACCUACCAGGCCUUCCCCCCCAUGCCCAACCCGCCCCGGCCCCCCACCCGCCUGCAGGACCGGCUGCUGAGGAAACUGGGCCAGCACGCCCACCCCUUUUUUUUCACAAUCCCCCAGAACCUGCCCUGCUCCGUCACGUUGCAGCCAGGCCCGGAGGACACGGGGAAGGCCUGUGGAGUCGACUUUGAGAUUCGAGCCUUCUGUGCCAAAUCUCUAGAAGAGAAAAGCCACAAGAGGAACUCUGUGCGGCUGGUGAUCCGAAAGGUGCAGUUUGCCCCCGAGAAACCGGGUCCCCAGCCUUCAGCAGAAACCACACGCCACUUCCUCAUGUCUGACCGGUCCUUGCACCUCGAGGCUUCCCUGGACAAGGAGCUGUACUACCACGGGGAGCCCCUGAACGUCAACGUGCACGUCACUAACAACUCCACCAAGACCAUUAAGAAGAUCAAAGUCUCUGUGAGACAGUAUGCCGACAUCUGCCUCUUCAGCACAGCCCAGUACAAGUGUCCUGUGGCUCAGAUGGAGCAAGAUGACCAGGUGUCACCCAGCUCCACGUUCUGCAAGGUGUACACCAUCACCCCGCUGCUCAGCGACAACCGGGAGAAGCGCGGCCUCGCCCUGGACGGGAAGCUCAAGCACGAGGACACCAACCUGGCCUCCAGCACCAUCGUGAAGGAGGGCGCCAACAAGGAGGUGCUGGGAAUCCUGGUGUCCUACAGGGUCAAGGUGAAGCUGGUGGUGGCUCGUGGAGGGGAUGUCUCUGUGGAGCUGCCUUUCGUCCUCAUGCACCCCAAGCCCCACGACCACGUCGCCCUCCCCAGGCCCCAGACAGCUGCUCCUGAGACAGACGCCCCCGUGGACACCAACCUCAUUGAAUUUGAUACCAACUACGCCACAGACGAUGACAUCGUGUUCGAGGACUUUGCGCGGCUGCGGCUCAAGGGGCUGAAGGACGAGGAUUACGAGGACCAGUUCUGCUAGGGGCGUGAGGGGCGGGGCCCAGCCCGGCGCCCCUCCCGCCCCCGCCGGUGGCCACCGGCGCGCGCUGGACCGCUGGACCGCCUCUCUCGUUGAAAGCGGGCAUUACUUGUUAGAUCCAGCUGUGCCUCCCCAGCCCCCCCAGUGGGUGGCGCACGUGUUCAAACCUGCAUUUUCUGGAGGGGGUCCAGGAAAGGGGAGUGACAGGGAAGACGGGAGAAAGCACCCACAUCCGACCCACAACCCCCGACACACUGCCUCCCUCUCCUUCAAGAGGAGACCCUGCGGGGGGGGGGGGGCGGCAAAGCCACUUGGUUGUUUCUGAGCAUAAGGAAGAAAAUAAACGUUUUAAUAGGCA
Molecule: messenger RNA, 2877 nt
Organism: Suricata suricatta (meerkat)
Lineage: Eukaryota; Metazoa; Chordata; Mammalia; Carnivora; Herpestidae
Gene: ARRB2
Product: arrestin beta 2
Exons: 15
Coding region: 1011-2522 (503 amino acids)
Biological process (GO): positive regulation of ERK1 and ERK2 cascade; signal transduction; G protein-coupled receptor internalization
Cellular component (GO): cytoplasm
Molecular function (GO): angiotensin receptor binding
Source: RefSeq, a predicted model, not a curated record